AUGAUCUUAAGAGUUACUGAGGUCUUUCUAUUCGUUCUUGGGUUCUCCAGUGCUCAAGUUGCACCGCGACACUCUCGAAUUGACUGUUUUCCAACACCAAAUGCGAACAAAGAAAGGUGCAUUGAACUAGGAUGCUGGUGGGAUAAUGAUUACGAAGAAGUACGUAUGACAAAUUAACU
This is a messenger RNA of Enterobius vermicularis (human pinworm), 179 nucleotides long. Lineage: Eukaryota; Metazoa; Nematoda; Chromadorea; Rhabditida; Oxyuridae. The record is from the annotation of a GenBank genome assembly.